AUGAAUUUGUACCGUAAACCUAAAAGAAGUUCGUUCAAUUUUGGGACUAACUCGAUUGGCAGCGUUGUAUAUUAUAAGAUUAAAAGCUCAAUUCAAGACAAAAUCAAGUCUUACUUAAGCGAGGAGGCAGCUUUAUUGAGGGGCCCGUUUGGUGCAGUUUUGGUCGCCCGUGAAGACGGAGAAGGGCAAGACAAUGCUACUGUGUCAGGACGUUUGCCCUUACUGUACUUUACAAUGUACUCUGUCAAGUACCGGUGUCGACGCAUUCGAUACGCACGGGGUGUGGAUGAUCUUAGCCAACUCAGUCUUCCUGGUAGAGUAUUCGCACAGAAAACUCCUGAAUAUUGCCAAGACAGAGAUUGCUUUAUAAAUGAGAAUGAGUUUUCGCUCAAGUAUUAUGCCGAGUUUUGUGGUAUUGGUUGUUACGGGGCUUUUCCAGAAUUCCAUCUUAGUGGUGAUGAUGGCGAUGGUGAUGUCCUGCAGCAAUCCUGUUUUGGAGAGUUGGAGUACCUUUAUUUUGGACCGCACAGCUGGGAUUGGGAUUAA
Messenger RNA from Oldenlandia corymbosa var. corymbosa, 546 nucleotides. The record is from the annotation of a GenBank genome assembly. NCBI's taxonomy places the organism in Eukaryota, Viridiplantae, Streptophyta, Magnoliopsida, Gentianales, Rubiaceae.